Messenger RNA from Miscanthus lutarioriparius, 2139 nucleotides. Lineage: Eukaryota; Viridiplantae; Streptophyta; Magnoliopsida; Poales; Poaceae. The record is from the annotation of a GenBank genome assembly.
AUGCUCCGCCGGCGCCUGUGCCCCGGCGUGUUCCUCCGCCUCUUCGCCGCAUCCUGCCGCCGCAGCUCCCUCCACCCCUCGCAGCCGCACCUCCCGAGAGCUACAGCUCUCCCGACGCUGCCUGUGGUGAAGAAGGUCCCCUUCAAUGUGUCGGCGCACGGGAGGUCGUGGAGCGACCCGUACCACUGGAUGCGCGACACCUCCGACCCGGACCUCCAGGCCCUCCUCGCCGCAGAGAACGCGUAUGCCGACGCCUUCGUCGGCUCGGCAGGUGGCGGCGGCCUCCGUGCGCGCCUCGCUGCCGAGAUGCGCGCCCGGCUGCCCGCUUCCGCCACCACACCGCCUCAGCCCUGGGGCCCUUGGUUGUAUUAUCAAUAUGUUCCAGAGGGAAAGGAAUACCCUGUUUUAUCUAGGAAGCUGAGGCCUUCUAGUGGUCUGGUAGGAACUCUGCUUGAUUACCUUUCUGGUUCAGAGAAGGAUCAAGUGUUGCUUGACUGGAACAAGGUUGCAGAAAAAAAUGGUUAUGUCCACAUUGGGACUUGUCGAAUCUCUCCAGAUCAUAGGUUUCUUGCAUAUACAGUUGAUACAUCUGGGGGUGAACUAUUUUCCCUUGAAGUGAAAGAUAUUCUGUCUGAGCAUGUCAUCUUUAGUCCACCAGAUAAGGGAAUAGUUUUUGUGAUCGAAUCUGAUAAUCUAAGAGAAGGCUUAUGGCCUAUACGGAAACGUGUUGACAAAGUUCAGUACUUUUUGGAGCACCACAACGGGUUCUUUUACAUUCUUACCAAUGCUCCUGUAAAUGAUACCGAAACGACAACUGAAGGCUACUAUCUGGCCAGGUGUAGGGCUGAAAAGUCACUGGUGGAUAGAUGGCAGAUUGUGACGUUACCUGCGUCGGACUGCACCAUUCAGGAUAUGGACAUUUUUCAUGAUAAUUUAGUUCUCUAUCUUCAAAAGAAUGGGACUCCUCUUUUUUGCUCCAUCAAUAUGCCAAUUGAUGUUGAUGUUCAGGAGCCAAAGGAACUUGAUGAUCUCAAUCCAUGGUUUUUCCCCAUACCGUCAGAGUUAUGCAGCAUUGUUGCUGGAUCCAACAAUGAUUUCAUGUCAUCUACUUAUCGGCUAGUUGUUUCAUCACCUGUGAUACCGGACUUAACUGUGGACUAUGAUUUGAGAAAAAAGACUUUCACCAUCCUUCAUCAAGAGGAAGUAACUACCCCCUCUGCAAAUCUAGGCAGCCUGGGUUUUCAAUCCAAUGCUUCAAGCAUCCAACAAAACCUGCAUCUUGUUGAAAAUUCACAAAGUUGGAGUGAUCUUUCCAAGCUAUUCUCAUGUCAAAGGAUUGAAGUUACAUCACAUGAUGGUGUUUCAAUACCUUUAGUCAUCCUGUAUUCACGGGAAGCACAUUGUCAUGGAGAAUCACCUGGGAUCUUAUACGGUUAUGGAGCUUAUGGAGAAGAUUUGGACAAAAGCUGGUGUUCUGAGAGGUUAAGUCUCCUCUCUCGAGGUUGGGUUCUUGCAUUUGCAGAUGUUAGGGGUGGAGGGGAUUUAUCUUGGCAUAUGGCAGGAACCAAAGCUAACAAGAUAAAAUCAAUUCAAGAUUUUGCUGCAUGUGGUAUGCAUCUCAUAAAGGAAGGCUUUGUUCACCAAAAUCGUCUUUGUGCUAUAGGCUGUAGUGCUGGUGGUCUGCUAGUGGGCGCCGUCAUUAAUAUGCUUCCAGACUUAUUUUCUGCUGCAGUUCUCAAGGUUCCUUUUCUUGAUAUCUGCAACACAAUGUUGGAUCCUACUUUGCCUCUCACUGUCUUGGACUAUGAAGAGUUUGGUGACCCUAAUAUCCCAGCUGAAUUUGAGGCGAUCAGCAGUUAUUCUCCUUAUGAUAACUUAGCACCUGGUGUAUGCUAUCCUCCAGUCCUGGUGACUGCCUCGUUUAAUGAUACAAGGGUAGGAGUUUGGGAAGCUGCUAAGUGGGUUGCAAAAGUAAGAGAUAUCACAUGCACAUCCUGUUCCCAGUCAGUUAUUCUCAAAACUAAUAUGCAAAGUGGCCAUUUCGGUGAGGGCGGGCGUUUCAUGCACUGUGAUGAGACAGCCUUUGAGUAUACAUUUCUCAUGAAGGUCUUGGGUUUGGAUGACAUAGCUAUGACAUAG